GUGAUUCUCCUUCCUGUGACUCAGAUUCCUUCAGUUAAGCAGAACCUCAGUCAUUUAUAUUGCAUUUAAUUCCUACAAAAUGCUACGAAGAAAGCCCUCCAAUGCCUCAGAGAAGGAGCAAAGUCGGAAACCAAAGCUCUCCCUACAAAGGUCAAGCAGUUUCAAGCACUUUGAUCGCUCAAAGCCUCCAUCUUCACCUUUGGUUAAUGAGCAGCUCAGCAUAAAUGAAAAUACAGAGGUGGCUGACACUAUCGGAGCUAGCACAGAAGAGGCCACCAAAGCUGGAAGCAAACUAGGAAAGAAAUGGCGAGCGGUUAUUUCACGUACUAUGAACAGGAAGACUGGCAGAAUGAUGGUGAAAGCUUUAGCAGAAGAGAAGAUUGAAAGUGCAGAAGAAAGUCCCAUGUCUCCAAUGACACCUGAUGAUCUCAUGUAUCUCAGACUAGGGGACAGGGCAUCAUACUCAGCCAGUGAAUCAGAAGAGUAUGUCAACAGUCCACUCAGUAGACAGGCUUCAAACAGUGGAGAUCCAUUUACCCCGGAUUCUGAAGCCAGCAGUAGAGACAGUGUCCAAUUAGAUAACGUUCCACCUCCAUACUUUGGACCGUUCUGUGGCCGUGCCAGGGUCCACACAGAUUUCACUCCAAGCCCAUAUGAUUUUGAAUCUUUGAAACUCAAGAAAGGAGAUAUUAUAGACAUAAUUGAGAAACCUCCAGUAGGGACAUGGACUGGCAGGUUGAAAAACAAAGUAGGAUCCUUUAAAUUUAUUUACGUGGAUAUCCUACCAAAUGAAGAAGAACAACCUCGGAAAUCAAGGUUGUUCAACAAGAGCAAAAGGCCAAAGCCUAAGAACCUGCAAGAGCUAUUGGACAGAAUUAAUCUACAGCAAGAGCUUACGUCCACUUUGCUGUUAAAUGGCUACCAGACUCUGGAUGACUUUAAAGAACUGAAGGAAACGCACCUGAAUGAACUGAAUAUCCUGGACCCUGAGCAGAGAGCCAAAUUGCUCACAGCUGCUGAACUACUCAUGGACUAUGACACAGGAAUCGAGACAGAAGAACAGGAAGAGAAUACUGAUGAACAAUGCUCAAGCUCAGCUCCACUGUGUGAUAUUCCACGGGACUCAGGAUGCUAUGAAAGUUCUGAGAACUUGGAGAGUACACAAGAAGAUUCAGAGUUAAGCGUCACAGCGGAGCAGCUGCCUCCUGUUGAAAACUGAGCCACAUCAUUCAACCAUUGGUACAACAGACUCCUGACAUGUAGGGCUUAAAGAAUGCAAAGCACAGUAGCUUGAAAACAGCAAUAACUCUUUUAUAUCAAGCCGCAACAUGCCACAUCAUAAUUGAUGAGUACUGUGAAUUGGAAAGCAUCUUUUUUUGUUUGGUGUUUAUUCUAUACUGUCCUGCACAAUAUUCAGCUUUAGAAAGUUAGGGAAAGGAAUAUUGUGUGGGAAUUUGUGAAAUACAAAUCUUAUGCAUGUUCCAGGAUCUAAUUAGGGUCCUGUUCUCUGGGGAUUAAAGGACUGACAGAAGUGGCCGUUCAUUGCCAGGUAGCACUUUGUCCACACACAUUUGCUCACAUGUUAUAAUCAUUGAUACUUCUUUAGAGUCAGCUCAAUCCAUAAAAUACUUAAGGUGUAAGGAUAAUUUCAAAAUUCUUCUGUUGUUCAUAGACCCAAAAUUUAUGGGUAAAAUGCCAACAAUGCUUUGAUACACACAGCUAGUGGAUGAAAAAUUAUGAUGGCUAUCUUCAGAUUUUCUAUAAACUCUUCCCUUAAAGAUAAUAUACGUCUGGUAUUAUGCAUGAAAAAAUGCUCUCUUGGUGGUAGGUGCAAUUGUAUGAAGGUGAUUAGCAAGGUACAGUUCAGGAAUGACUUUAUUACCACUUUGAAGUUCAAUUGUGUUUUCUAUGAAGAUUUGGUACUUGUGCAAACCGGACUCUGAAAUUUAAUUUUUUUUUACACAUGUCUGUAGCUUAAUUUUAUAUUUUUCUACUUAAUUUUUGAACUGGUGUAUACUUUAAUUUCAAUAAAGCAUUUACUUAAGAUUGGAAAAAAUUUUUAAAAGUUGAUAAUUUGCAAUAUAUUAUUGGUCCAUUUAAAAUAUUAGCAAGUAGAUGGAUUGGAAGAAAUGGAAGAAAAAGAUGAUAUAGCUUCUCAAACCUGCUCUGCCAUUUUAUGAGAAAAUGGCUAAACCUAUACGUUUUCCAUGCUCCUGUCUUUCAGUAUGUAAUGCAAAACAUCCUCUUGUAUGCAAUGCCAGAGUACCUAUUUGCUGUAGUGUGGAUAAUUUCUCCUCAUCUUAGUUCUAAAAGACCAAUCACUUUUAUCCUAAUUUGUAAACCCAUCAGGCUGAGACAAUCUAUCACAACAUCUGCCCUGUAAACCUCUUCAAUAUCUUGAUAAUUUCAAUGAUAUCAUCCAUUUCUUCUAAUUUGGUGUAAAUUAUACUAACAUAAGAAGACUUGGGCAAUUUUUGUCCAAUAAACAGCAUAAAAUCUGGCCAGUCAAGCUUGUUUUCUUCUCUUUGGAUCAUUCUCUGUCCAGGAAUCAAUAUAGUAAACCAGCAUUAAACCAUUUCUAAAACAAAGUACAUUACCUUCUUCAGAUAGAGACCUAAACUGCAUACAGUAUUCCAGAUCUGGUCUGAACAAGGAUUUGCUUGAACAAGGUACUAAGAGAUCGUUUAGUUCGUGGAACCUUACGGGAAAGCAAGCAAAAACAGCUCCAAACUGAAGCACCACUCACAUUAAAAGAACAGUUGAAAUUGCUGUAUCAAUGAAAGCAACACUGAGAAACACAAACAACAGGAAUUCUGCAGAUGCUGGAAAUUCAAGCAACACACAUCAAAGUUGCUGGUGAACGCAGCAGGCCAGGCAGCAUCUCUAGGAAGAGGUGCAGUUGACGUUUCAGGCCGAGACCCUUCGUCAGGACUGAGAAACACAAUUGGGUUGCAGUCAAGAAUAAAAGUGAGCAUGAAUGAAAUUGCAGCAUCUGAACAGAAUCUGCCUGGCUAAACAUAUUGAGUUACCAUUGUGACAGGAACUCGCAUACACCAGACCUACACAGGUUUAAGAGUGAAAUUUGCAGAAAAUUCAACAAAGCAAGACCAAAUACAAAAAGCAUGUUUGCAGACAAAAGUAAAUGGACUGCACAGGGAAGAGGAAAAAAAACUAAAAAUUCUAAUUGCAGCUUCAGUCGGAGCACUAAUCUACAUGCUGUUGAUGGAAAAAUCUGAUGAUGAUGAGAGUGACACAGGACUGGAUAGCCUUAAGGUUCCCCACAUGACAAAUGACAAUAGACAAGCAAUAUGGCUUACAACAGAACUGGAUGGCAAAUUAAUUAAAAUGGAACUGGACACUGAUUCAUCUGUUUCAGUCAUUCCACAAAUUGAGUUUGAAUAGCGUUUCAAAGAUACUGACCUGAAGCCUGCAGAUGCCAACUAAGAACUUACAGUGGAGAAAAGAUAACUCCCAUGGGAAUGACAUUCAUAACUGUGAAAAGCACCAACCUUCAAGCCAUUUUGGACUUGUAUGUGGUUAAAACAGGAGGGCCAGCAUUGUGGGGCCAUGAUUGGAUGAGACAACUGCAAUUUGAUUGAAGAUCCAUUCACAAUUUGCAUGCCUCAUGCUCUGCAAUAGAGUCAACUGAAAGUGAAUUAUGAAAGGUACUGGAUGAUGCCAGCACAGUGUUCAAGGAUGGCAUUGGAAAACUCAAACAUAUCAAAGGGUAAAAUAGUGUUAAAUGAAAAUGUCACAACCACGUUUCACAAAGCCUGUCUGGUUCCUUAUACUAUCCAUGAUAAAGCAGCCAGUGAGCUUGACCACAUGGAGGCUGAAGGAAUUCUUUUCAAGGUUGAGUGGAGGCCAUGGGCAACACCAGUGGUUCCAGUAGCCAAGAAGGAUGAACCUGCCAGGAUCUGUGGUUAUUUUAAGGUCACCAUCAACCCAGUACUGAACGUAGGUCGAUACCCUCUGACCACUAUAGAAGCUAUUUUUGCAAAUCUUUCUGGAGGAUAACACUUCAGCAAAGUGGACUUAUCUGAGGUCUACCAACAGAUGGAAAUGGAAGAAGAUUCAAAGUGUUUCUCACCAUAACCACUUACAAAGGGUUUAUCAGUAUAAUGGGCUUAUUUUUGGGGUAGCAUCUGCACUCCAGCAGAAAGCCAUGGACAAGGGGCUGCAAGGCUGCCCAAGUGCUCAGUGUUGCCUGGAUGACAUCAUUGUUACCAGUAACAAUGACAAGGAGCAUCUCCAAAACCUCAAGGCAGGGUUAAAAACAUUAGACGGUUAUGGGCUUAGAGCAUGACGCAACAAGUGGGAUUUUUUUAAACCAAAGAAGGUACAGGAAUCUCAAGACUCACACCACCAAGGUCAGGAACAGUUAUUACCCUUCAACCAACUGUCUCCUGAACCAAAGGGGAUAACUUCAUUUGCCCAUCACCAAACUGUUCCCACAACCUGUGGACUCACUUUCAAGGUCUCUUCCUCUCAUGUUCUCAAUAUUUAUUGCUUAUUUAUUAUUGUAUUUGCAGUUUAUUGUCUUUUGCACACUUGUUGUACUAAUGCAGCUCUUCAUUGAUUCCAUUAUCAUUAUUGGAUUUAUUGAGUAUGACCACAAGAAACUGAAUCUCAGGGUUGUAUAUGGUGACUUUGAUAAUAAAUUUAUUUUGAACAAAUUUAUUUUGUCUAUUGUGCCCCACCCCUUGAACUCAUUACUACAGAUCAGGAAGAAAUGGCAAUGGACAAAGCAGACUGAGGUGGCUUUCCAAAAGGCAAAGUAAAUGGAGAU
This is a messenger RNA of Mobula hypostoma (lesser devil ray), 4789 nucleotides long. It is a transcript of the gene sash3, whose product is annotated as SAM and SH3 domain containing 3. The transcript has 8 exons. Bases 80 to 1219 code for a protein of 379 amino acids. The record is from RefSeq and is a predicted model, not a curated record. Gene Ontology annotation, molecular function: protein binding. NCBI's taxonomy places the organism in Eukaryota, Metazoa, Chordata, Chondrichthyes, Myliobatiformes, Myliobatidae.